GAGAGGAGAGCGAACCAGCGAGCUGAGGGUGGGGGAAAUCACUUUGGUCUACAAGAGCUGGGCGACUGACAUUUGUUCCUAUUCUGAUUCGCAGGGGAUUCGUGUCCUUGACUAUUUCUUGAUUUCGAUUUGAGACAUCUAAUGUGAUUAGAGGGAGAUACUUCGACUGGGCUACUUCUAUUCAUAAUAAUAUUUAUUUCACCAUGGCGGCUGGCGGUGGAGCAGGCAACAAAACCUACUCUUUCAAGGUGGUUUUGUUGGGAGAGGGCUGUGUCGGAAAGACGUCGCUCGUGUUGCGGUAUUGUGAAAAUAAAUUCAACGACAAACACAUCACCACACUUCAGGCGUCCUUCCUCACGAAGAAGCUCAACAUCACAGGGAAGAGGGUGAAUCUGGCCAUAUGGGAUACAGCAGGUCAGGAGCGGUUCCACGCGUUAGGGCCAAUCUACUACAGAGACUCCAAUGGAGCUAUAUUGGUCUAUGACAUCACAGAUGAGGACUCUUUCCAGAAGGUGAAAAACUGGGUCAAAGAAUUGAGGAAAAUGUUGGGGAAUGAGAUCUGUUUAUGUAUAGUAGGUAAUAAAGUAGAUCUGGAGAAGGAGAGACAUGUAUCAGUGGAAGAGGCAGAAGGGUAUGCAGAGUCAGUGGGGGCAAAACACUAUCACACGUCAGCCAAACUAAACAAAGGAAUAGAAGAACUAUUUCUGGACCUGUGUAAAAGAAUGAUGGAGACGGCCCAAGCGGAGGAGAGGGCGAAGGGUAACGGAGCCAGCCAGUCAACAUCAUCACGGAGGGUACAGAUCGUGGACGACGAGCCCCAAGCCGCCACGGCCGCGGGGGGCUGCUGCUCAUCCGCUUAACCCCCCCACCUCCACGUCCCAACUUACCCCAUCCUCCCCCUUUCCAACCCCCCU
Coregonus clupeaformis (lake whitefish) is the source of this 914-nucleotide messenger RNA. RefSeq names its product ras-related protein Rab-21. NCBI's taxonomy places the organism in Eukaryota, Metazoa, Chordata, Actinopteri, Salmoniformes, Salmonidae. Gene Ontology annotation, biological process: Rab protein signal transduction. Gene Ontology annotation, molecular function: GTPase activity; GTP binding. The record is from RefSeq and is a predicted model, not a curated record.